Acanthosepion pharaonis is the source of this 885-nucleotide messenger RNA. The record is from the annotation of a GenBank genome assembly. Lineage: Eukaryota; Metazoa; Mollusca; Cephalopoda; Sepiida; Sepiidae.
AUGAAUUUAUAUCUACACAGUCUAUUUCUAUCUAUCUAUCUAUCUAUCUAUCUAUUUAAGUCUGUUAAUAUCUAUCUAUUUCAGUCUAUUUCUAUAUCUCAGGCUAUUCAUAUCUAUCUCACAUGUUCAUAUCUAUCUAUCUAUCUAUCUAUCUAUCUAUCUCUCUCUCUCUCUCUCUCUCUCUAUAUAUAUAUAUAUAUAUAUAUAAUUAUAUGUAUAUAUGUAUAUAUAUAUAUAUAUAUAUAUAUAAUUCUGUUCAAAUAUAUCUUAUUUUUUCAUAUCAACCUAUCUGUUCUCUUCAUAUCUAUCUAUCUAUCUAUCUAUCUAUCUAUCUAUCUAUCUAUCUAUCUAUCUAUCUAUCUAUCUAUCUAUCUAUCUCAAUAUCGCGAUUUUUUGGACGUACCAAUAUCUAUCAAUCUCUCUAUCAAUUUAUCAAUCUAUCUAUCCCAUUCUUGUCUGUUCCUAUCUAUCUAUCUAUCUAUCUAUCUAUCUAUCUAUCUAUCUAUCUAUCUAUCUAUUCUCCCUCUCUAUCUCAUUCAGUUCAUAUCUAUCUCAUUCUGUUUAUACCAAUCUAUCUAUUCUCUUAUGCCAAUAUCUAUCUAUCUAUCUAUCUAUCUAUCUAUCUAUCUAUCUAUUGCAGUUAGUUCAUUAUCUAUCUAUUUAUCUACCUUAUAUACUCACUAUCUAUCUAUCUAUCUAUCUAUCUAUCUAUCUAUCUAUCUAUCUAUCUAUCUAUCUGUGUUCAUUAUCUAUCUAUCUAUCUAUCUAUCUAUCUAUCUAUCUAUCUAUCUAUCUAUCUAUGUCUUUUCAUUAUCUAUCUAUCUAUCUACCUUGUGUAUAACUAUCUAUCUAUCUAUGUUUAUAUCUAUCUGUGUAUCUAUCUAA